AUGCAUUGGUCUUCCAUUCUUUCUUCCGCCUUGCUCGUCGCUGGCGCGAGCGCGUUUCCUCAGUAUACUCAUAAGAGAUCCCCUCCGUCACCAAGUGCAUCGUCUUCGGUGGCAGUUUCGACUCCUUCGCCUUCUAUUGCACCCAUCAAAGCUGCCGGUGCCGCAACUGAUCCCGCUUAUUGGUUGGCCGAUAUCGACCAUCAAGGGAAAGCCCCUUUUGCUGGGAGCGGAUACACUGUUUUCCGUAAUGUCAGGGACUACGGUGCUGCCGGUGACGGCACUACUGAUGACACGGCUGCUAUCCAAAUGGCCAUCAGCGACGGUGACCGGACAGCACCGUCUUCCAACAGCACAACCACCAAGACUCCCGCUAUUGUUUACUUUCCCGCUGGCACCUAUGUGAUCUCUUCUCCUAUUAUUGACUACUACUUUACUCAACUCGUUGGUAACCCCAACAGUCCUGCCAUUCUUAAGGCCACCGCCAACUUUGCCGGAAUUGGUCUCAUUGAUGGAGACCAAUACCAACCCAAUGGCAAGGAAGGAUGGAUUUCUACUAAUGUUUUCUUGCGUCAAAUUCGCAACUUGGUUAUUGACAUGACCAACAUUCCUGGCAGUACUGCAGCCACUGGUAUUCACUGGCCCACGUCCCAGGCUACUAGCCUGCAAAACGUGGUCGUCAAUUUGAACGCUGACGAUGGCAGCCAACAUACGGGUAUUUUCAUUGAGGACGGGUCCGCUGGAUUCAUUGGCGAUGUGGUUGUCAACGGUGGUUUGCAGGGUCUCAACAUCGGCAACCAACAGUUCACCAUGCGCAACGUUACCAUCAACAAUGCCGUUACCGGUAUCACUCAGCUCUGGAACUGGGGCUGGACCUAUGUCGGACUCAAUAUCAACAACUGUAAAUAUGGUAUUACGUUCAGUACAUCCGGCGGCACUCAACUCGUCGGUGGCGUGAAUAUCAUCGACAGCACCAUCUCCAACGUUGAAACAUUCGUUAACACUUCCUGGACCUCUAAUGGCGACCCCGCCGGCGCAGGUAAUUUGAUCCUAGAGAAUGUUGUUUUGGACUCGGUGACUACUGCCGUUGCCGGACCUGGCGGCACUACCUAUCUUGAAGGAGGUUCUAAGACUAUUGCCAGCUACGGUCAGGGUCACGAAUAUUCUCCUACCGGACCCAGCACUCUUUCCGGAACAUACGCUGCUGCGUCUCGUCCCACUGCUCUCCUUGCCUCUGGCACUUCCAACUACUAUACCAAGGCCAAGCCCCAGUAUGAGUCUUAUACUACCGACCAAGUAGUCAGCAUCCGCAGUGCUGGCGCUGCUGGUGACGGUACCACUGACGACACCGCUGCCAUCAAUAAGGCUCUCUCCUCUGCGGCCUCUAGUGGAUCUCUUGUUUUCUUCGACUACGGUAUCUACUUGGUCACCGACACCAUCUACUUCCCUCCUGGAUCCAAGGUUGUCGGAGAAAGCUACCCUAUCAUCGCCGGUAGCGGUGACAAGUUCUCCGAUGCAUCCCACCCUUACCCUGUUGUCCAAGUUGGCAAGAGCGGCGAUAAGGGUACUGUCGAAUGGUCGGAUAUGCGUGUUGGUACCAUUGGCGGCACUGCCGGCGCUAUCCUCAUUGAAUGGAACCUCGCUGGUGAACUGGGUUCGGGUGCAUGGGAUGUGCACUCGCAGAUUGGUGGCUGGGCAGGGUCUAACCUACAGCUUAGCCAGUGUCCAACCACUGCUGAUGUUUCAAGUGACUGUCAGGCUGCUUUCUUGAACGUCCACAUUACCUCUGACGCGUCGAAUGUCUACUUUGAGAACAACUGGUUCUGGACUGCUGAUCAUGACAUCGAGGACCCAGCUAACACCCAGACGUCAAUCUACACUGGUCGCGGUGUUCUUGUGGAGGGCAGCAACAUUGAAAUGUGGGGCACCGGCUCUGAGCACCAUGGACUCUACCAAUUCCAAUUCAACGGUGCUUCCAACGUUGUAGGUGGCUACUUCCAAACCGAAACACCCUACUACCAACCCAAGCCUGAUGCCACCUCCGGGCCUUACAAAUCUAUCACAUCCAGCCCCUGGUCCGACCCAGAAUUCAGCACCUGUCUUGAAGGAAACUGUGAUGCCCUUGGCCUACACAUCACCAACAGCAAAGACAUCACUAUGUACGGUCUCGGUUUGUACAGCUUUUUCAACUCAUACAGCACAUCUUGCUCGAACGUCGGUAACGGCGAGAACUGCCAGAGUGAGACUUUCCGUGUCGAUGGCUCUGUGUCCGGAUUGAAUGUCUAUGGCUACCAGACUGUGGGAACUACGAACAUGAUCACUAUUAACGGAACCAGUGCUGCUUUGUACUCGGACAACCUGAGUGUCUACCCUGACUCUAUUGCUUUGUUCUCUUACUAGAUUAGGAACGCAUUCUAGCGUGAUUUGCCAAAACCGUUGAACAGUUUUGGGAUACUUUCUUGCUAGAUGAGUGAUUCGCUCAUAUUUCGCUGUAGUAUUUUCAAAUCAAGUAUUUAAUUCCACCAUUCAUAUCUGAUUGGCCCAUUUCGCAUCUCGUGUCGCGUU
Messenger RNA from Talaromyces stipitatus ATCC 10500, 2562 nucleotides. Its product is annotated as glucan 1,3-beta-glucosidase precursor, putative. The transcript has 5 exons. Lineage: Eukaryota; Fungi; Ascomycota; Eurotiomycetes; Eurotiales; Trichocomaceae. Gene Ontology annotation, molecular function: polygalacturonase activity. Bases 1 to 2397 code for a protein of 798 amino acids. The record is from RefSeq and is a predicted model, not a curated record.